Protopolystoma xenopodis is the source of this 327-nucleotide messenger RNA. The record is from the annotation of a GenBank genome assembly. NCBI's taxonomy places the organism in Eukaryota, Metazoa, Platyhelminthes, Monogenea, Polystomatidea, Polystomatidae.
AUGCAAGCCGUGACAGACUACCGAAUUAGGCUAAACAGUGAUUGGAUCGAUCACUUGCAAUACGACCCGGUGCCAGGGGAUUCAAGUCGUCCAAUGUUAAAUGCGGCGUUUGGUGCAUGUCAUAUGGGCAUGACUGGUAGGGCCACAAAGUAUGGCACCUCUAAGCCGCCUGAGGAUCCGUACCUACGAGAAGAGCAUCUGGUCCAAACCAGCAAGGCGGCAACAAGUUCGCGGUCCCCUUCACGCACAAGUUUCUGGCAUCGCCUGAUAGAUUUACCUGGCUGUACUAUUUUAGAUCUGAACAAUCAGCGAAAAACCAUUCCUUAG